Messenger RNA from Cutaneotrichosporon oleaginosum, 654 nucleotides. The record is from RefSeq and is a predicted model, not a curated record. NCBI's taxonomy places the organism in Eukaryota, Fungi, Basidiomycota, Tremellomycetes, Trichosporonales, Trichosporonaceae.
AUGGCUACCAUCGAACAACCCACCACCAUUGAGGUCAAGCAGGUGACGAUCACCCUCAACGAUGAGACCGUCCAGCUCCAGAACGUCGACGUGACUGAGACCGUCGAGUUCGCGGCAGACGCGCACAUCUGCGACGACGAGUGCUACGACUGCCUCGACUGCGACUACGAGCACUUCGACCAGUGGAGCGAGCACCCCGGCACGCCCGCGCUCUCGCACUCGCCUGCGGCGACCCCAGCGGAGCAGCCCUCCACCCCCUUCUUCAUGCCCGCCGCUGAACCCCUUCACUCCGAGCACCUGAGCCUUGGCGAGCGCCUCCUUUCGUGGGGCACGCACGGCCUUCAGGCCCUCGGCAGCAGCGCGCUACACGCGCUGCUCCCCUCCGACGAGGACGAGGACGUGGGUUUGCGUCUCUCGCCCCGCCUCUCCGCUGCCGACAAGAUCAAGUCGGCUGGUCCCGCUUUCUCGCCCGCCCCCGCAAUCCUUCUCGAGCCUGCACGUCCCGGCGCCCACGUCCGCUUCCUUGUUAGACAGCCGCGCGUGAGCAAGAUGAUUCCCACGCCGUCUAUCGCGGCGUUUGGAAGUAGCAUCUUUAUCGACGACGAGGAGAGCGACGAGGAGCUUGAGAUGUUCGAGGAGGGCGUGUCUAUCUAG